Rotaria sordida is the source of this 345-nucleotide messenger RNA. Lineage: Eukaryota; Metazoa; Rotifera; Eurotatoria; Philodinida; Philodinidae. The record is from the annotation of a GenBank genome assembly.
AUGGCAUCAUCUUCAAUAAAUCCAUCAACAAAAUCAGAUAAUAAUAAUAAUAAAAAUCAAUUAUCAGAAACUUUUAAUGAAAGUGACAAAAAUUUGUCAACAUCUUCUUCAAAUGUAGAAGAAACAAUAAACGAGCCAGGUGUUAAAAUUGUCAGAGGUCACCCUAUAGCGGUCAGCAAUUCUCUUCUAUCGCAUGAACCAUUAGCUAGACCAAAAAGAAGUACUGUAAAUUAUGCACGACCAUAUGAAGAAGUUCUGGUUGGACAACCAGGUACCGAUGUAUCAUCUGGAAUAUCUACAAAGUCGAAUGAGAAGAAAUCUUCAUUUACAACAAAACCUUCGUAG